CCGGCGGCUCCUGAGGGGUCCCGGCAUCACCCGGUCUCGGUCCCUGAGGGGGUCGCGAUAGGCUGGGGGCUUCGACAUCCUCACCCCGCCUGGUGCCACCAAAUUAAUGGAAAGGAGGUAAUUUGGAUCAAGAAUCUACAAAAUUCAUGGGAAAAAGGUGACUGGAAUCAAGAAUUGUCUUGGGUAUUGAAUGACAACAUUACAUAUGAUAACCAGAAACUGUUCUAAACAUUAAGCAGAACAAACUCUUUUUCUGGAGUGUGUAUCAACCCAUAGAUUCCAUUUAAGUACAUGGCUGAUGCUGCGUCAAUCUGUUCCUCAGAUUGAGGGCACUUUUCCCCCUGUAAAUUUAAGAACUGGAGAAGACACAUAGUUUCUCUUUAGGUUAUUCCUCAGUUGAAAUAAUGAUCCGGGAGUCUCCUGUAGCUGGACUUGGCUAUGAUGGGGAAAUCAGAUUUGCAAAAAUGGGACAUUUUGCCUCCUGGUGGACAGGUGAGAAUGGAGGAAGGGAUGGAGGACAGGCUCCCUAAACUGGACUAAACAAUUCACAGAGUAGGCUGCACAGCAAGCUAAGGUCUUGAACAUGCAAGUAUAGGGCUGCUUUCAGGCCCGUAGCUCAUGUUCACGUACGUCUGCAUUGACAGAGAGGAUUGACAGAAGACUAAAAUUCCCAGAGUAGUGUAGCAGUUCCCUCACCUGAGACUGGUGUUUCAUUCUGGAUUUUGAUCGAGUCAUGCAAGGAUUACUGUCAAAAAAUGAUUAUUUAAACCACGUUCCAAAGUAGACUUCUGUGUAAUUUUCAUAUACUCUGUAGAUCUUCCAGGUAUUUGAACAGCAAACUCUUUUACAAAACAUUUACCACAGGUAAACAAUGGAGUUGCUAUCUACAGUUCACUAGAAGUCCAACAUAUCAGUUAUUAGCUACAACAAUGACAAAUUGUGAUAGUCCUCCAGCCUCUAGAAAGGUGUAAUUUGCAUGUGAAGUGUUUUUUUAGCAGCAGAAUUUAAAUGUGGAGGAGGAAGCUAUAAAGCAGAUGUACUGGGAUUGAAAAGAGCAAUUAGAGGGCAGGCUGUGGUCACAGCAUCAGUGUUGGUACAGAAAACAGACUGGAAGUCUGUGGCCUUAUUCCUUCCUGUGCUGGAAGCACUGUGGUCAGCACCUGCUGCUUCAGCCCAGAGUAGCAUUUAAAAGAAGAGCUGUACAUGAGCUGGUUUUGUACACUUUUCCAAAACUGACUAUUUAACACACUGCAAACAUUUCCUUGGCUAACACAACUUAUUAUUACUACGUGUUAGGGCUUUUAUUGCAUAAUCUUGGUAUCAGUUGCGAAAGCAAACAAAGAGUGCUCCCAAAAUGUACCUUACACAGAAAAAGAAAAAAAAAAAAUAUAGAAGAUGCAAUUCCAGCAAAACAUCUGUGAUGACAUAUUCAGCCCAUUGUUUUGUCAACAGUGCAAGUAUUUGGUGGCAUAAUAAAAGGAUAUACUUUGCUUAGCAAAAACAUUAAGGGAUAACAGCCAAGUUAGAUAGGGUACAAUUAAAGGCUUGCUUAACCCACGGGAUUCCACUUCCAGAAAAAUAAAAAUAGAGCUGUUUUGAUCCAUCCUGCUAAGAUCUAGUUGUAUAUUCUUGUUUGGGGGUUGAAAAAAAAAUAAUCUUUUUUUUUUUAUAUUUAUGUUUCAUUCUCAAAAAGUUUUGUAAGGUAAUUGUAAUAGCAACAGAAUUCUGAAUUGCAAAGGGGAAAAACCAAGCCCACCUGGGAGAAGAGAUAACAGGAAUUAAUCAUGUGCAAACUGCUUUGAGGAAAAAGUGCACAAUCCAGUUUAAAGCCUCAUUUUAAAUUACUUCUGUGCACUAAUUUUCUGCUUCAUUUUGUUAACAUAAUUGAUGCUAGACUUCAACACAUCUUGGAAAUACACUGCAAUGAGUAUAUUUCCUUCUGAUAUGUUUCUCCAAAUAAAUAGCAAAGAAAUGAUAAUUUAUUACAGUGUAUUUUUCACAUGAAAGUUGACCUCCUCUAUUUCAAGGUUUCUUACAGGCUAUUCCAUGAAAUGGAGACUAAUAGAGGGCAGAGCACCUUGCAGCUGUUCCAAUGACAAAUACCAUAGAUAAAGUAACAGUUCAGUUUCCCUGCAGAUCCUCACAUUUGGUUUACACAUCCUCCCUUCAGCUGGUAAUGGACUUGACACAGUUAUGGAGUUUGUGAACCUUGAAUCUGAAGUCAUGUGAUGCAAUGUUCUAAGUUCAGUACAGAAGAGUCUGUUGGGCUGUGCCAAAGCCAAAAGACAACCUACAGCAAUUCUGAUCGUGGAAAGAUAUAGCAACCUUUGGGAUUAUUGCUUAGCAACUGCAAACACACAGAGGAGUAAAACUCACAGCCCAGCUCCACAGCAGGUCUGAGAAAUCCCUAAUUCACUUCAAGAUUUUUAAUGGUUGAGAACAGAUGGGCAUAUAUUAAAUCCCUGUUGAUUUGCAAAGCCACUUUGAAAGCAGGAGGAAUAAGAUCUAUUUUGAUACCUGCUCCAAAGUGAUUGAGGUAUAGCUGCUCAGCCAGAAGAAUCAGCCCAAUCUGCAGAUCUACAAGAUCCUGAACUUGGCCAUAAGCACAGGACUGCAACAGAGAUGGAAAGCAAUCAGGGGCGUGAUGAAGUGCCAUGUCCUAGUAACUACACUUCAUGGAAAGAGUGUUUUCAUGAAAAGGUACAACAAAGGUGUCUGAGUCUGCAGGAGACAAAGGUGAAGUUGGUUCAAGCACAAAAGGCAGAAGAAGCAAAGGUGAGAAGGAGAGAACCCGGGGACUGGCUGGCCAGAGAGUGGUACAAUGAGGAGAAGGAGACACUCAAUACUCGCAUCUAUUUGCUCGACAGCCUCCUCCCUACAUUAAUCCCAGGAGUAGAAAAUUUGUUAAUGGAAGUGGAAAGAAACCACGUGCUUGUAUCAGACCAAGAACCAACCAGAUUUAACCCCAUUAAUUAUCUUGGAGAAUACCUGAUGAGGCAUAACCCUCAGUAUAUUGUUCCUCCAAAACCAGGCCCAUACCUGCGAGAAAUGAAGGUGGUCUUGGAGGAGCUCAAAUCUUUGAAGCAAGGUACAACAUCACAGAGGCUGGCCCAGAUGAGGGCUGAGGCAAAGAACAGACGUGAGGAAAGGGAGGAGAUGGAAAGACAGAGAGCUGAGGAGACAGCAAGGAGAAAGGAGGUGUUGACAGAUCUGUUCAAGGAGUGGAUAGUGGAUGGCAGAGACAGAAUCCCAGCAGCACUGGUUCAGAGUGCCAUGAGGUUUUUUCCAGAUGUCACUGAUGUUAUUCCUGAAGAUAUGAGAAAAGCAACCCAUGACAGGACGCUGAAAAUCUUAAACACGUUGGAAAAAACAGUAAGGCUAAAUGAGUUCACAAAGCUUGUCCUUUCCUACAUUGAAUAUGUUUCAAGUGACAAGUUCCAAGAAAUCAUGGAAUAUCUCCUCAAAUGUUUUGAGGACUUCCAAGAAGCAACAAAACAUGAUACAAGGAGGCAAAUUUUUACUGACCUCUUCCACAUUUGUGAUUAUCGAAAGGUUGGUGCCUUGGAUAGACAAAAAAUACUGGCCCUGCUGAGAGACUUCUACGACAGAAGCCCUGUGACUGAUGAGGGGGAAUUUUGGAACCCCAGAGAAUGGCCAAUAAUUGAGCUGCAAGAUAUUAAUCUUAUGGAUUUCUGGGGAAGCCUUGGUGACCAGGAGGUUUGUGAGGAACUCAGUGAAAAUUUGGUCUUGUCUCAAACAGAAAUUUCUGAGGGAGAGAUUUUAGGAAAUGAACCUGUAGAUGAUGAUAGCCAAGGGACUGACAGAAUGAGCACCAGUGUUGCAGAGGGAGUUGAAGAAAUGAGCACGAGCGAAGCUGAAACUGGAGGAAUUUCCAAGGAGGAAAAUGAAGGAGCAGAGCCAAGUGGUGCUGAAGAGAGCAAGCAAGGUGAGGAUGCUGUGUCAGCAGUGGAAACCACUGGCCUUGAAGCUACUGAUUUGGAUGGAAAUACCAUCCACAAUGAGAAAUCCUGUGAGGACACCGAAUCUCAUGAAGAUACCAAAACUGAGAGGGAAGCUGAGCCUGGAACUGUAGACAGACAGGACGAAGCUCUCCCAGGAUCAGCCUCUGCUGGAAGCAUUGUCACUACAGAUGGAGAACCUGGAUCUGGAAAACCAGAGGAAUCCAUCCUGGGCAGAGAGCCUGAGAUGGAAACAAAACCAGAAGGAGAUUGUACCUCAGCCAGAGAACCUGGAUCAGAAGAGCAAGUUAGUCAAGAGGACAGUGGAGUUACAGAGACAGCACCUGAAGCUACAACCACGGCCUCAGGAGACAGAGCCACGAUGGACACAGAUGUCACUGAUACCCAACAGGAUGCUCCAGCUGCAGAGGCUGUGAAAGAAACACCUGCAAGCAAUGAGAACCAGUCUGACCAACAGCCAGCCUCAGAGACAAGACUGCAGGAUGAGGAGCUCUUGCAUGGCCAGGGUAAAGACUCAGGUCCCAGUGUGGCAGAGAUUCAGAACUCUAAGGAUUCUUGUACUAAGAGUUCCUUUGCUGCAAGCUGCCUCACCCUGACACAGUUUGUACAGCUCAUGGACAAUUUCGUUGGUGAAGACAUUCCUCUGCCUACUGUGAAGAGGCUUGCUGCAUUUAUCAAAGGAGAAUACAAACAGACAGAAGAGGAAAAAAUGAAACAACUAGAAAAAGCUCACCACAUGGCCCACAUGGCCCAAAGGAAACAGCUUUUGGAGGCACUUUUUGAAAAGUGGGACAGCAAUGCAUGUGGGUCUCUAGACCUGGAAGACGUGGUUGCUGUUCUGAGCACAUUCAAGGGAGACGUGGGAAAAGAGGCCUUGAUGAAAGCAAAGGAACAGCUUUGCUCCCAAUACCCACAGCUCAGUAAAGUGGGGAAGCUAUCCCCAAAGGCAUUCCAGACUUUCCUUGAGUUAAUUGCUUCCAAGUUCACUGGCAAUGAGGAUGAAACUAUUGAUAACUUGGUGAGAUUCCUGACCACAAGUGUGGAACAAAGUCACACCAAGAGCUUGCAAAGCUCAGCCAGGAGGAAAUGGCUGCAGGAUAUCCAGCAAGCGGCUGAGACGGGCGGAACAAGCAUGGAACCAGUGUACAAAGCAGUGAUUAAGGCUCUGACCCAGGACAUGGAAGCCCAUGGGGAUAACAAGAGGAUCAGUGCAUAUAUUGCCCUUUUGGAAGAGAACAGGCUCUCCCCAGAGCAGGGCCAGGCUGUCCUGCGCUACGUGGCCUGUACCGCAGAUGAUGCUCCCUAUGUCCUAAACCAAGUACUGCACAGAGACAUGAAAGGAGUCAGCUUUGCAGCCGUUGAUCAGGGAAAGCCAAUCUAUGUUCCAAGAGUUCAGCACCAUGGAAACAUUCAUUUCUGGAACCCUGACCGAAAGGAGGAGAGGAGAGGUUCACUCCUGGUGCUGCCCCUGUAUGAUGCUCAUUGGAGAGUUUUUGGCAUUCUAGGACUUGACACUCUUCAGGACCAGAGUCAGAAGUCCAUCUUCCUGACCCAUGAGAUCACUUUCUACGAGGGAGUUUGCCAUGCAUUCAGCAAAGCCUACCACCACAUCUGCAUGCGGGAAAAUGUCCUUCAAGUGGCUGUCACUGCUCUGGACUGGUUGUAUCCCAGGACACCCAGCAUCCACACUGUCACAACCUAUCUGGUGACACCUGGCAAAGACAAGAACUAUGCUCUGUGCAGGGUGAUCACUACAGAUAACACAGGACAAAAGGAAAUCCACAGCUCUCCUGUUGUUCUCCUCAGAAACGACGACCUCCUCAGAGAUUACCUGUUCAAGUGUACAGACAGUUCAGAGGUCACUCUCACUUCUGUCUAUGGAGAACACCAUAUUGCAGUACCUCUUCACGACCUAUCAAGGAAAACUCUUGGCAUAUUUGAUAUCAGCAUUGGACAGCACAAGAAAUUACCACGCCAGGAACAGAAAGACCUGCAGAAAAUGCUGAAGAUGGCCCAAGCUGCCUGCUCAGAGAUCCUGCAGAGGUCUCUAGAGGAAACACAACCAACACAAGUGCUGGAGGCAGAACGUGCGGCAAAUGUGAGGCACGCAGGGAUUCUGUUCCACCGGUUCAUGCUGCAGGAGCUGCGUGAGUGUUUCCAGAAACUCAAUGCUGAGAGCUUUGCUGGAAUAAAGAGCUGUGCAGAACCCCCAGCUCUGGUACACGAUGUAGUUAAGGCUGUGCUGCUGCUUUUGCAUCCAGACUGGAAGGGCUCAGAGGAGACUGAGAGCUGGAAUCAGUGUAAACUGAAACUUGAUGACAAUUUGAUUCAGGAGGUUUAUUGCUUUGAUCCAACUGCUUCAUCCAUGCAAGUUAAAGCAGAGCUGCUGCUGGACCUCAUCACUGGUGUCCCACAAGCAGCAGAGUGGCAGCAGAACUCUGCUCCAGCUGAAUACCUGUACCAGUGGCUUCACACCUGCCUGGCACUUGUGGAGAUCACAAAAAGCCAACGCACUGGAAAAAACCAUCCUUAGCCCCUUUUGGCAUCCAGUUCUUCUGUGCCUUUAAUUAAAUAUCUCAAUUUCUCAUCUAACCCUUGUGAUUCUGGUGUUUCAUAUAUUUUAUUAAAUUAGCUGUUGAUUUU
Parus major (Great Tit) is the source of this 6623-nucleotide messenger RNA. RefSeq names its product EF-hand calcium binding domain 5 (gene EFCAB5). NCBI's taxonomy places the organism in Eukaryota, Metazoa, Chordata, Aves, Passeriformes, Paridae. The transcript is spliced from 22 exons. The record is from RefSeq and is a predicted model, not a curated record. Bases 2623 to 6513 code for a protein of 1296 amino acids. Gene Ontology annotation, molecular function: calcium ion binding.